GGAGAGAAUACUCAGAAUCAUCGAUCCACGCCACCUAGGAGUCAUCACACCCCAUUGCGCUUACGUUGGAAAUGGAAUCGCAAUCUAAUCCCGACAUCUUCGAAGCGGCCCGGGAUCGAUUCAUCGACUCUCUCAGUCCCGAGGACCGUUUGCUCUAUUCGCCCUGCGUCUCAGCCGAAGACUUCAGAGAGGCUGUCAAGAAGUUGGAGGCGACCGUAGCGCGAGUGGGACGUCGGGGCAACCGAUGAGGUGUGUAUACACACUCUCAAAGCGUCUUGAGCCAUAUUUCGAGGUCAUGAACAUCUUCAUCCAGUCGAAUCCCCAGUAUUCGGCCCUCUUUUGGGGCGCUUUUCGUCUUGUUCUUCAACUGUCAAGUAAUCUCGUCACUUUCUUCGAGAAGCUCCUGGAGCUCCUCGACCAGCUUCUCACUUUCUUUCCCCGGUACGAGGAGGUUGCGAAGCUAUGCAACGAUGAGAACUCGGAGCGGAUCCGUAAGAAUAUCGAGGAAAUCUACGUAGACUUUCUUGGGAUAUUCCAGAUCGCCGUCAAAGUCUUCACACGAUCUACUGGAAAACUCAAACGAACACCAAUGGUUUUGGGGAGCCUUUUAUGGCAGCCAUUCGAUGUCAAGUUCAAGGAACUGCUUGAGAGAAUGGAAGUUCAUAACCACAACAUUUCUGAAGAGGUCAAUGUUUGGAAGUUCAAGCGCGAUGGCAAACAAAUUGCUGCCACGGCAAAUUGGCGCGAGUAUGUUCAGAAAGAGCAUCAAAGUGCAGAACGGGAGCGCGCCCUGGCUCAGGAAGAGAGGCGUCUGAUGGCGGAGGAGAGACGUCUCAUGGAAGCAGACAGUGAAGAGAACGCAGAGUCGAGGACAAAAAUUCCUCUUCUUCUGUCCGAAAUUCGAGAUGCCAAGUCUCAUUUGGAGCAGCAACGCCUUAAUGCAACGGUUGCAAGAGUUCAGGAGUGGUUGCGGCCCUCAGACCAUGUUGACGCGCGGGAGAUGAACUCCAAGAUGCGUGAUGGUUCCACAGCAUUGUGGAUAUUUGACCACCCGCAGUACCGAUCCUGGAUAGAUACUGAGCACUGCGCAUGCCCAAGCGGCAAUAAGAGAUCAUGAAAGUUUGCUACAAACAUGCUUUGGAUUCAUG
Molecule: messenger RNA, 1148 nt
Organism: Hyaloscypha bicolor E
Lineage: Eukaryota; Fungi; Ascomycota; Leotiomycetes; Helotiales; Hyaloscyphaceae
Exons: 5
Coding region: 296-1117 (273 amino acids)
Source: RefSeq, a predicted model, not a curated record